Tigriopus californicus is the source of this 3203-nucleotide messenger RNA. Its product is annotated as DIS3-like exonuclease 1. Gene Ontology annotation, molecular function: RNA binding; 3'-5'-RNA exonuclease activity. The transcript has a single exon. Gene Ontology annotation, biological process: rRNA catabolic process. The record is from RefSeq and is a predicted model, not a curated record. Gene Ontology annotation, cellular component: cytoplasmic exosome (RNase complex). Lineage: Eukaryota; Metazoa; Arthropoda; Copepoda; Harpacticoida; Harpacticidae.
AUGGCCAUGCGCGCGGUGAACAAAAAGGUCCAGAUCAAGACCCGCGGCAAGGUCAUCGGGGUGGUGCGUGAACAUUAUCUCCGGACGGACAUUCCGUGUCAGUCGGACCUGUGCUUUGAAGGCUGUUCUCACACGUCCACCGCAUCCAGUCCGUCGAGUAGUCCGACAUUGCCCAGCCAUGUAACGCACUACAUUUUGCCCUUGGCCGAUGUGGUGCAACAUUUCCUGGACAUACUCAACUUCACCGAGAUCACGGGCAUGAUUUUCUGUCAGUCCGUGGUCAAUUCGGUGAACCAAGCUAGUUUGAGUAAAUACAGAAAGCUAUGCACUCUGAUCAAGGACCCCAAGAAGGCUAGUAUCUUUUUCCCCAAUGAGUUCUUCGAAGACACGUUUCUUCCUCGAGACCCGAAUGUGCCCUUGGAGAUGCAUCAAGCAGAGUUGGCCUACAAGGCCGCCAAGUGGUACUAUGAGCAUCUGGGAGGUCAAAAGCCGAUCGUGAUGGUCACGGAAGAUCAAGAGAUAGUCGACCACUUCGCCUCCAAGCGACUAGAGGUCUUCGUUCUGCGAUUAGGCGAGUAUCUGACGGAUUUUUGGCCCACCUUGCCCGACGUCCAAGACGUCUUCCAAGGCCUGAUUGAGGCUAGAAUUGCCAGGUCCAUCAAGGACUCGGAUCAAGACUACAAGGACUACUUCAAACUGGAAGUCUUGGAAGCCGGGAUCCGGCAGGGCAAAUUCGUGGCUGGCAAGCUCAGUGUGGACAAGCAUCACGCCGCUACCGAGGCGUUUGUUCACCGUCAAAGUGAUGGCUCCAAGUCCUCGGAAAGAGACAUCCUUAUUCCCGGCAUGGUCCUGCGAAACAGGGCGGUCCAUGGGGAUAUGGUGGUGGUUCAACUCCUACCCAAAUCCGAAUGGCGUAGUAAGAUCACCAAAUUGGGCUCCGAUGCCGAUAACCAAGACAAGGAAGAGGUGUGGGAACAGAGAGCCGAUGUGGAACCGACGGGACGAGUUGUCGGGAUCCUCCAGCGGAAUUGGCGCGAAUAUAUAGCCACUAUUCCCAAAGAGGAAGCCACGAGUCUCAACCGCAAAUCCGGCAAAAGGAUAUUGGCCUUUCCGUACGACUACCGGAUUCCCCGGAUCCGCAUUCUGACCGCGCAAGGCGAGAAACUGGCGCACGAGCGGAUCGUGGUCAGAAUCGAUAAUUGGCCCGUGAAUAGCCAAUAUCCGAAUGGCCAUUUCGUCCGUUCCUUGGGCAAAAUCGGUAAUUUGAACACGGAAAUUGAUGGCAUCCUAGCCGAGAACGAGAUCUCGAUCACACCCUUCUCCCAAGGGAUACUGGCCGAAAUGCCCAAAGACGAUUGGCAACCCACGGAAGAAGAGAUCAAUCAACGGAAGGACCUGCGUAAAUCCCACUUUGUCAUGAGCAUUGAUCCUCAGGGAUGCGAAGAUGUCGACGACACUCUCUCGGUGAGGAAGCUGUCCAAUGGGAACUUGGAGUUGGGCGUGCACAUCGCCGACGUUACCCACUUCGUCCCGUUGAAUUCGUUGACCGAUCUUGAAGGACGACGUCGGGCCACCACGGUCUACCUGGCAGAUCGGCGAUAUGACAUGCUGCCCUCCGUCCUUUCGGCCAACGUGUGCUCCUUACUCGGGAACGUGGACCGCUUUGCAGUCUCGGUCCUUUGGGAGCUUGACCCGUCGACGCACGAGGUCAUCAGCGUUUGGUACGGUAGGACAGUCAUCAGGUCAGCCUAUAAACUGUUCUACGAAGCCGCCCAAGACGUGAUCAACGGGAAAUCCGCUAAGGAAAUGCAGAACGAGAUCCCCGAGCUGCAAGGCUUAAAUGGACAAGGUCUAGCCAAGAAGUUCAAGGCCCUCAAGGAUGCACUCACCAUGCUCAGUAACAUCGCUCAGAGCAUCCAAACCCGACGAGAACGCAGUGGAGCACUGCAGCUGGAAAGCACAGAGGUCCAGUUCGAGUUCCAGCGAUCCAACCUCGAGGACAUCAAGCCCAAAGAGCACCUGAAAAUCCACGAGACCGUCGCGGAGUGCAUGAUCUUGGCGAAUCAUUGGGUGGCCAAGAAGAUCGCCAAGAGCUUUCCCCAACAAUCCCUGCUGAGACGUCAUCCCGCCCCCAACAAGGAGAACUUUCAAGAACUGAAACAAUGUGCCGCAUCCCGCGGGUGGCACAUUGAAGUCUGGUGAAACAAGGCCCUGGCCGAGUCCCUGAAUAAGUGCAACGACCCCAAGGACCCCGUGGUCAAUUUCUUGCUCCGCAACCUGGCCACACAUGCCAUGGUUCAGGCCGUGUACUUUUCCACGGGAUCCGUGAAUCCCGAGCAAUGGGAGCAUUACGGACUGGCAUUGGGCCAGUACACGCACUUCACCUCACCCAUCCGACGGUAUGCAGACAUCAUCGUCCACCGACUGCUCCUGGCGGCCUUGGAGAAUCAAGAUUGGUGGACCAACUCCGAGGCCAAGACCAACCACAAUGCUCUCAUGGGAAACUCCGAACUGCGCGAUGUGGCAGCUCAUAUCAAUGAGCGCAAUCGGGCAGCCCAACAGGCCCAGCGAUCCUCGCAAACCUUGUUUCAAACCCUCUACUUCAAAGGGAAGGAUGUGGAUGACCCGCGGUGUAUGGUGGAGGCGGUCAUUGUCAGUGUCAGAGCCAAUGGAUUUUUGGUCUACAUUCCACGAUAUGCCCUCAAAGGACCCGUUUACAUGCAAAAUGCAUCGGGUGAGGUUCUGUUUUGCGACCAGAAACUAGGUCCCAUGUGGGUCAAUGGCGUGUUGUGGAAAGAUGACCACUCGCUGCACGUGGAGUCGGUCAGUGGUCAUCAGGUAUUCAAGAUUUUUGAUCACGUCACCAUCACCAUUCAGAUGAAGGGCUCUGAUGUCCAUCCUUGCGUGUUGAAAUACUACCUCUUGAGCUCGAAACCGCCCAGAAGCUCCCACCAGGUCCAAUUGGAGCAAGGAGAGGUCAAUUUCCUGGACGAGAUUCGAAAAGACCAAGCUUUGAAUGAUGGCGAAUCCAACGAAAAGGAAACCGAGGAGGUGGGUAUGGACAUCGACGAGCCUUCUUUAUCUAUGGCGGCCAAAAUCAAGGCCAAACGGCGGGAAAAGGUGUCAAUGUACGAGUUUUUUCAAAAAAUGAGACAUAUGGCGGUCAGUGACGAAUAAAAAAACUAUAAAAAAAAAAAAAAANA